Messenger RNA from Oryza brachyantha (malo sina), 1247 nucleotides. RefSeq names its product zinc finger AN1 and C2H2 domain-containing stress-associated protein 16. Gene Ontology annotation, molecular function: zinc ion binding. The record is from RefSeq and is a predicted model, not a curated record. The coding region runs from base 174 to 1052 and encodes 292 amino acids. The transcript is spliced from 2 exons. Gene Ontology annotation, cellular component: cytoplasm. Lineage: Eukaryota; Viridiplantae; Streptophyta; Magnoliopsida; Poales; Poaceae.
AUUCGAUUUCGUGCCUGUCCCACGCCCUUGACGUCUUGACGAGGAAGCGAAGCCUUCUUCCCAUCUUCCCUUCGCUCCUACCGGCGGCAACGAUCGGGAAGCCGUCGCCGGAGCGGAGGAGGCUCGGCGGCGAGGCGAGGCGAGUGGGGGUCCUCCCCCUCCGGAGUCCUGCCAUGGGGACGCCGGAGUUCCCGAACCUGGGGCGGCACUGCAGCGUCGGCGACUGCAACCAGAUCGACUUCCUGCCCUUCACCUGCGACCGCUGCGACCACGUCUUUUGCCUUCAGCACCGAAGCUAUACAUCGCAUAAGUGCCCGAAUGCAGAUCAGAAAGAUGUGACUGUCCUUAUCUGCCCACUCUGUGCUAAAGGAGUUCGUCUCAAUCCAAAUGAAGAUCCCAACAUCACCUGGGACUCCCAUGUCAAUACUGACUGUGAUCCAUCAAAUUACCAGAAAGUAACGAAGAAAAAGAAGUGCCCAGUGCCUGGGUGUAGAGAAACAUUGACAUUUUCAAAUACAAUCAGAUGCAAAGAUUGCACCAAAGAACACUGCCUGAAGCACAGAUUUGGGCCUGAUCACAAGUGCCCUGGACCAAGAAAACCAGAUUCUACAUUCCCCUUCGGAAAUAUGCUCAGGAGAAGUCAGAAGGCAGAGCCACGUUCAAACAGCAGUAGCAAUAAUAGUUCAUCCUGGUGGAGCUCUAGCCUGCUUACCGUAGCAUCCAAUUUCAAAUCAUCUGCUGAAGCUGGGAUGCAAAAGUUGAGCACAGCAACCACCCAAGCCAUCCAGAAGGCUAAGGAUGGGAUAUCAACAGGCAGCAGCAGCAGCAGCAGCAGUGGUGAUCUUGUGGAGCAAUGUGUUCAAUGCCCAGCGAGAUUUCCCACCGUGGGGGCCUUAAUCGAGCACUGCGAGAAGUCCCAUCAGAGCAACUCGCAACCAAAUCGCAGCAGAGUGACGGUUGAUGUUUGCCCGAAAUGCAGCAAGGCGUUUCGAGAUCCAGUGUUGCUUGUGGAGCAUGUUGAGAGGGACCAUGGAGGAACUUCGAGAGCGUAGAGCUGCUCAUGUGUAAUCUACCUGUGUAACAUGUAUUUCUUUUCACUAGUCAUUACACUCAUUUGGUUUGGAUUAUACUGUAUUGUCUUGGGGGUUCAAUGUGCCCAUGAAAGAAGGUAUAGUUUUAAGGCCGUUUCAAGGCCAUUGUGAAUUGAAACUUCAUUCUAGACACCAGAAAGCCAAGUCUGAUUCGUU